Messenger RNA from Branchiostoma floridae (Florida lancelet), 6782 nucleotides. RefSeq names its product chromodomain-helicase-DNA-binding protein 1-like. Gene Ontology annotation, cellular component: chromatin; nucleus. Gene Ontology annotation, biological process: regulation of transcription by RNA polymerase II; nucleosome organization. The transcript has 38 exons. NCBI's taxonomy places the organism in Eukaryota, Metazoa, Chordata, Leptocardii, Amphioxiformes, Branchiostomatidae. Bases 16 to 6249 code for a protein of 2077 amino acids. Gene Ontology annotation, molecular function: DNA binding; ATP hydrolysis activity; chromatin binding. The record is from RefSeq and is a predicted model, not a curated record.
CACAAUGGAUUCUAGAUGUUUGUUUGUUUUAAAUUGUCCGUUAUUGUUAGUAAAUCACCUGAAAUCCGCACACCUGUCUCACCUGGCCUGUAUCAGGUGGAUCAAUUAACUCUACCCACAACCCCCUGCGCGCGACACUGUGGGAGGAAGAAGCAAAUAUGGCGACUGAACGCGGGCAAAAUUUCUCAGUUUAGGACCAACAGGGUGCCGGAAAUUCACGAUUCUUCGCACGCAGAGUCGACCUCUACAGGCGCACAUGAGGGGCGGCCACCAUCGCCUCUCCAACAAGUGAUGGAACAGUUUGGUUCGUUAUCUUACGGGGCCGGUGUUGAGCGAGUCGGCGGGCGCACUCAGUCCCACAUCCCGGCUGCCUCGCCCUCUCUUACCACAGUCGAGGGCCUGCCAGAGGCCGAGUUCGACGGCAACUUUCUCCCUCCCGACAUUUCGACGACUUUCCAGGACCCCGACACUGGGUCCAACAAGGUGUCCCAACCCCAGAACAUCCCUCCUUACACGCUAGAAAACGGCGACAACUCCAGAGAACAGCCGUCUUCGGCCGAGAGUGGAGACUCAAGAAAGAUGACUAAAGGCUCAGAUGAGAGUAACUCUGGGUCAGAGGACAGCAACGAUGAGGACCAAUCAAAAUCCGGCUCCAGCUCCAGCAGCCAAUCAGGAAGCAGCUCCGACUCCGGCAGCCAAUCAGAAUCAGAGUCCAAGUCCGGGUCAGGGUCCGGGUCCAGUUCUCAGAGCGGGUCUGGAAAUGAGAGUACCAAGGGGGAUAAUCAGGAGGAGGAGGAGGAGGAUGGAGAUGAAUCGAAUGAUCAAGCCACUGAUAAUAAGGACCAAGCUGGCAAGAUGCCCAAGAAGGACAGACUUGCCGAUCUCAAACAGAUGUGGGAUGAGUAUCCGGACAUGUACGGUGUGCGCCGGUCCAGCCGCGCCCGGAAGGAACCCAGCAGAUAUAAUGAGUCUGAUGAAGAUAACGAGGAUGAAGACGAUGAUGAAGAUCACCGCAAAAGAAGAAAAAACAUAUCAGCAAAAUCCAGAAGAAAAAGAAAAUCGAGUGAAAACUGGGAGGCAAACAGUGACAGUGAUGGUGAUGACGAUGAUGAUGAUGAUGAUGAUAACGACUCCGGCAGCAGUGAUGACUACACAGUGAAGAGACGAGCCAAACCCGCGGCCAGGCCCGCAGCACGCCCGCAGGCCAGGGUCAGAGGGAAAGCCCCCAUCAAGGGGAAGUCGGCUGCCAACAAUCAGGGGCGGAAGCGCGCCGGCAGUCUGAGCGAGCGGGAGCAGAAAAGACUCUCCAGGAGAAAAGCUGCUGCUAAUGUCAGUUACAAAGAGGAGAGUCCGGAUGCGACCGACUCGGAUGAUCUGAUGGAGAUCGCUGCAAAGGAGGAGGAGAAUGAUGAUGCUGAGGCCAUCGAGCGGGUUCUGAACCACAGGACCGGCAAGAAAGGGAGCACUGGUGCAAUAACGACGAUGUACGCUGCUGACGCGGCCGUGGCGAACAAGCCUCCCGACCCGGAAGCAGACGAGACGGAGACCCAGUACCUGAUCAAGUGGAAGGACUGGUCUCACCUGCACAACACCUGGGAGUCAGAGGCCACCCUGGCAGAGCAGAAGGUCAAGGGCAUCAAGAAGCUGGAGAACUACAUGAAGAAGAAGAACGACCUUCAACAGUGGAAGGACCAGGCAUCCCCAGAGGACCUGGAGUACCUUGAGUGCCAGUCGGAGAUGAACGAAGACCUCCUGAGUGCCUACCAGCAGGUGGAGAGAAUCAUAGGUAUGGCGUAUCCCGCCGCCCCGCCGGCGUAUCCCGCCGCCCCACAGCCGCUUGAGCAUGGCACGCAAUCCCACAGGAGCAAGACCUCAGGUGGGAGAGUGUCACGUAACGAGGGGGCUCCUGCUCAACAGCCAGCGAAGAACUCUGCGUCGGGGUUUCCCGACUAUCUAGUGAAGUGGCAGGGGCUCCCGUACUCCGAGUGCUCGUGGGAGGAUGGAGAGCUCAUCUCCAUGUAUUUCCCCGACGCCGUCGACGGCUACAACGUCAGGAACAAGUCCCAGAAAAUCCCGGGCAAGAUGACCGCAAAGGUCCUUAAGCAGAGACCCAGAUUUGUUGCCCUUAAGAAGCAGCCCCUGUACCUUGGAGGAACGGAGAGGCUGGAGCUGAGAGACUACCAGCUGGAUGGGCUGAACUGGCUGGCGCACUCCUGGUGCAAGUACGCACUAUUUCUCCUGGCGGACGUCAUGAGCAGGAACAAGGUGAGUUUGUUUGUUUGUUUGUUUGUUUGUCAGUGUUCUGUUCGGCCCCUUGUGCUGCUAUCCACCAUGGCAGCCUGGCAGCGGGAGUUCAGCAACUGGGCACCGGACAUGAACGUCAUCGUCUACCUGGGGGACGUCAUGAGCAGGAACAAGAUCAGAGAGUAUGAGUGGUGCCAUCCUGGCAACAAGAAGCUCAAAUUCAACUGUCUGCUGACCACCUAUGAGAUCCUUCUCAAGGAUAAGUCGUUCCUGGGCGGAGUAGAGUGGGCGUGUCUAGUCGUUGACGAGGCCCACAGACUUAAGAACGAUGACUCCCUCCUGUACAAGACUCUGAAGGGCUUCGACUCCAACCACAGACUCCUCAUCACAGGCACACCUCUGCAGAACUCGCUCAAGGAGCUUUGGGCUCUGCUCUUCUUCAUCAUGCCAGCCAGAUUCCUGAAGUGGGAGGAGUUUGAGGAGGAGCACCAGAACGCGGAUAAGAACGGUUACGCCGGCCUGCACAAGGAGCUGGAGCCUUUCCUCCUCAGGAGGGUCAAGAAGGACGUGGAGAAGUCUCUACCCGCCAAGGUCGAGCAGAUCCUCAGGGUCGAGAUGUCAGCCAUACAGAAACAGUUCUACAGGUGGAUCCUGACAAAGAACUACAAGGCUCUGACCAAGGGGAUGAAGGGGAACACCAGCAGCUUCCUUAACAUCAUGAUGGAGCUCAAGAAGUGCUGCAACCACUCCUUCCUGGUCAGACCACCCGAGGACCCGCCGCCUGGGCAGAGUCUCGUCACGCAACUGCUGAGGAGUAGCGGGAAGCUGUUCCUGUUGGACAAGCUGCUGGUUCGGCUGAGAGACACCGGCCAUCGGGUGCUGAUCUUCUCCCAGAUGGUUCGCAUGCUGGACAUCCUGGCAGAGUACCUCACCAUGAGACACUUCCCUUUCCAGAGACUGGACGGUUCCAUCAAGGGUGAGAUAAGAAGACAGGCGCUGGACCACUUCAACGCUGAAGGGUCGCAGGACUUCUGUUUCCUGUUGUCGACGCGAGCUGGCGGGUUGGGGAUCAACCUUGCCACGGCUGACACCGUCAUCAUCUUCGACUCAGACUGGAACCCACAGAACGACAUCCAGGCGCAGUCCAGGGCACACAGGAUAGGACAGAGGAAACAGGUUAACAUCUACCGGCUGGUGACCAAAGGCAGUGUUGAGGAGGACAUCAUCGAGAGAGCGAAGAAGAAGAUGGUGCUUGACCACCUGGUGAUACAGAGGAUGGACACCUCAGGCAGGACCGUCCUCUCCAAGUCUUCCGCUCCGGGCAGCACCUCCACCCCAUUCAACAAGGAAGAGCUGUCUGCUAUCCUCAAGUUUGGUGCUGAGGAACUUUUCAAGGAGAACGAAGGGGAGGAGGAGGAAAUGCCUGAGAUGGACAUUGACGACAUCCUGCGGCGUGCGGAGACAGCGGAGAUGGUGGAUGACGCAGGGGCGGGGCACGAGCUGCUGUCACAGUUCAAGGUCGCGAACUUCUCGACUAUGGAGGAGGAGCUUCCAGAGGCUGCUGGGAAGACGUGGGAGGACAUCAUACCGGCAGCCGAUAGGCAGAAGGUCGAUGAUGAGGAGAAACAACGGGAACUCAUUGAGAUGCACCUGCCGCCCAGGCAGAGGAAGUUUGUCACUAAGCUCCAGUACGGCAGCGAAUCGGAAGGCUCGACACGUCGCGGCAGGAAGAGAAAACGCGCGUCCUCCAGCAGCGAGAGUGACUCAGACUCUGAUGCAGACGCCAAACCUCGCAAGCGGGGCCGGCCUAGGACGGUGCCCAGGGACACCAUCAAGGGAUUCUCCGAUCCAGAAGUCAGGAGAUUUGUGAAGAGCUACAAGAAGUUUGGUAUGCCUCUGACAAGGUUAGAGGCUAUAGCAGGCGAUGCUGAGCUACAGGAGAAGUCGUACGCGGACCUGAAGCGGCUGGGAGACCUGCUGCAUGAUGGCUGCGUCAAGGCUAUCGAGGAAUACGAAAAACAGAUGAAGGAGAAUCCCGAGUUCGAUGGAAAGAAGCGCGGCCCAACACUAAAGCUCUCCACGGUGACGGUGAACGCUCCCUCCAUCCUCCGGCACGAGGAGGAGAUGCUCCCGCUCGCCAAGGCGAUACCCGACGACCCAGAGGACCGCAAGAAGUUCCGCCUGCCGUGCCGGGCGAAGCUGGCGCACUGGGACGUCGACUGGGCCGUGGAGGAGGAUUCGGCUCUGCUGGUGGGGAUAUACGAGUACGGGAUGGGCAGCUGGGACACUGUGCAGAUGGAUCCAGAGCUGAACCUAUCGGAUAAGAUUCUCCUGGAUGAGGAUAAGAAGCCCCAGGCCAAACAUCUCCAGUCCCGAGCCGAGUACCUCAUCAGGCUGCUCAACAAGGACCAGCUCAAGAAGGAGGCCUUAGCGGAAGGAAAGGUCAUUAAGAAGGAAAGAAGACCGAGGAUGCCCAAGCAGCCCAAAGACCCCACCACCGUGAAAAGACCCAAGGCCAAAGUCAAGUUCGUGGAGAGGAAAGAGAACGAGGCGCCCUUGGACGAGCCUAACUUGGACUCCGAGGAACAUCGGGAGCCUCUAGAGGAAGGGGAGGUGGAGGACAGCAACGACAAAACCGACAUCAAGGAACCGGUCGUCAAAAAAGUCAAGAGGGCCAAGAAACCCAAAACACCCAAGAUUGUUAAAGAGCCUUCCAGCAAAACUACUCCAGCUAAACCCAAGGACAAGAACAAGAAGGACCCCCUCAACGCUGACCUUGAUCCUGACGCAUCACAUUCCGUGUUAGAGGACAUGGAUGAUCUCGACAAAGAAACAUUCAACAUGUGCAAGGAGAGGAUGAGACCCGUAAAAAAGGCACUGAAACAGCUGGACAAGCCUGAAGAGGGCCUUACAGAGGAGGAGCAGCUAAACCACACCCGGCAGUGCCUCCUGAAAAUAGGCGACCGCAUCAUGGAGUGCCUGAAGGAAUGGACAGAAGCCGAGGAGGUCAAGAAGUGGAGAAACAAUCUGUGGAUAUUUGUGUCCAAGUUCACCGAGUUCGACGCCAGAAAACUCUUCAAACUAUACAAACAUGCUGUCAAAAAGAGGGAGGAGGAGAAAGAGAAGCAGACCAAAGAAAAGCCGAAGCCGGCGGCGAGUUCCAACUCCAGUGUGGUGAAGAAGGAAGGGUCGGACAGCCAGCACGCACACGGGGCGGGGAAGAGACCCCAGGGGAGCUCCGAAAGGACCUCAGGGUGGGGCAGCGACUCCGCCAGCAGGGACAGUUUCACAAGUAACGGCCCCUGGCCCGGCACCAGCGCCAGCUCGAGUUACGGCCACACAGCGGGCAGGAGUGGCGCAGGGGGCGGGGCGGACAGGUGGGGGCACGACAGGUACCAGCCCGGCAGGGACCCCUUCAGGGAAAGGCACCGUGGGGAGGUCAGCAGUGCGUACAACCGGACGGGUUCCCGUGAUUACGAUUCCCAUCGGACGCGAGACUCGCGGUACAACGCGGAACACCGGUGGGACCGCGAUCGGGACAGGGACAGAGAGAGGGACCAUCGGGACAGGGAUCGGGGCGAUCGGGACUACCGAUCAUCGCGGGACCAUCGAGAUUCGCGGGAUUCGUCCCGGGGUGACUCCUCUUCGCGGCACCACCGCGCAGGGAACAAGGAGGACGGCGGUAGCUCCCACCGGAGCGCGCGACCGGAUUCCUCGGGGGAGCGUGAUCAGAGGUUGCACCAUUCUCAGUCGGACCACAAACGCAGGAAAAGGGACGAUUCCUGGUCGUCUGCGGACGACAAGAAGAAGCGGAAAGAUGGCGGCCACGGCGGGGGUGGCGUGCACAGGUCCAGCACACAGGAGCACAGAUCCAGGGAGGACACGAAGGACCACAGGGCCUUGAUAGAACACCGCUCCCCUCUGGAGCACAGGUCGCCCUUAGAACACAGGUCUCCGCUCGACCACGGGGACAGAAGUAACGAAAGAACAGACUCCAGACACUGACAGCAAGGAGACUUUCGUCAUUCAAGGAUGAUCCUUACUUAGUGAAAAUAUGUUGCACCAGAGGAAAAAAACUUUUCGUGGACACGAGACCAAUUUUCGAAUAGAGUAUCGCAAAUAAACUAUUUGUAUGAUUGUUACGAUGGCCGUUGUAAAUAAGGAAGAGGAUAACUUAAAAUUUACAGGUUCCGAUGCUUGUAUUUAUGCCCCUCUGAUGUUAAAUAGUCGUGACGAAGCGAGUCUCAGCGCAGACGAAUCUCCCAGUGGCAAUGAAAACAGUUCCUCAGCAUUAAGCUUGCUAAGGAUGAAGUCGUGAGGCCAUAUUUUAUAGGCAGGCAUCAUGUGACGGCACAGUUAUAUAUUUAUAUGCCGUUAGAUGUCGUGUCACGCUCUCACAAGGCAUGCAACAAGUGUUACGUCGACUGACUGCUUCAGAGGCAGAUAUUUCUGGAGGAUGGACAGUACUUGUUGAUGCGCUCCCGUGUGCAUCCGUGUCAGAAAAGUGAUUAUAAUAAAGAAUUUUUUCCAGUCCGCAA